AGAUAGAGCAGCUCUCAGGCUGCAGGAUGACACGUGCGGUUGUGCUCGUGCUGUGCGCGCUGAUCGCAGCUCAGGACGGGGGGCGCGCGGCUGCUGGUCUGGCCGCGCGGGACUCUGGGCGCGGGACACACGCGACAGGUGUGCUGUGGAUCCUCCGCAGGAGCGAGGACGACUCUGCGGCAGGGGGGGCCGGGCUGUGCUCGUCCCUGCGGGAGGACGACGAGCAGCUGCUGUGCGCCGACCGCCGCAGCAAGUUUAACUACAACCCGUUUGGGCUGCGCUUCGGGAAACGAGCUCCGCCCCCCAGAGGAGCGCACCGAGCGCGCGCCAUGAAGCUCCCUCUGAUGUCCCUGUUUCAGGAGGUGCCCACCUGAACACCCCCCCCCCCAGGAUGUCAAGGACAUGUGGGUGGGGAGGUGGGGGUUAGAGGGUCAGCCUUUUUGUACAGUGUUUGUGAAAUUAUUCAUAAUCAAAUCAACAUGGAAAUAAAAGAAAAAAAGUGA
Oryzias latipes (Japanese medaka) is the source of this 503-nucleotide messenger RNA. It is a transcript of the gene kiss2, whose product is annotated as kisspeptin 2. The record is from RefSeq and is marked provisional. NCBI's taxonomy places the organism in Eukaryota, Metazoa, Chordata, Actinopteri, Beloniformes, Adrianichthyidae.